Messenger RNA from Sinocyclocheilus rhinocerous, 4332 nucleotides. RefSeq names its product protein phosphatase Slingshot homolog 1-like. The record is from RefSeq and is a predicted model, not a curated record. Bases 24 to 2915 code for a protein of 963 amino acids. Gene Ontology annotation, molecular function: phosphatase activity; actin binding. The transcript has 12 exons. Gene Ontology annotation, biological process: negative regulation of actin filament polymerization; protein dephosphorylation. Lineage: Eukaryota; Metazoa; Chordata; Actinopteri; Cypriniformes; Cyprinidae.
ACUUACCUCAGCAUCUACAGGUGAUGAUCAACAUUCUUCGCUCUGAAGACCGCAUCAAAUUGGCGGUGCGGUUAGAGAGCGCGUGGUCAGACCGUGUGCGGUACAUGGUGGUAGUCUACACAAAUGGCCGUCAAGACACUGAGGAAAACAUCUUACUGGGCAUGGACUUCAGCAACAAAGACAGUAAGAACUGCUCUAUUGGGAUGGUGCUGCCACUGUGGAGUGACACCAAGAUUCAUUUAGAUGGUGAUGGGGGCUUCAGUGUGACUACUGCCGGGCACACACACAUCUUCAAGCCAGUGUCAGUCCAGGCCAUGUGGUCAGCACUGCAGAUUUUACACAAGGCAUGUGAGGUGUCACGAAGGUACAACUAUUUCCCCGGUGGCAUGGCACUCACAUGGAUGGGGUACUAUGAGAGCUGUAUCAGCUCAGAACAGAGCUGCAUCAACGAGUGGAACGCCAUGCUGGACCUGGAAACAUUGCGACCCGACUCUCCUGCAGUCUUUGUUAACAAGCCAACAGAGAGGGAAAGAACAGAAUGUUUAAUCAAAGCUAAACUCAGGAGUAUCAUGAUGUGCCAGGACCUUGAAAAUGUCACGUCCAAAGAGAUUCGUAAUGAGCUAGAGCAACAGAUGAACUGCAACCUGAAAGAGUACAAAGAGUUCAUUGAUAAUGAGAUGCUGCUUAUUCUUGGGCAGAUGGACAAAGCCACGCUCAUCUUUGACCACCUCUAUCUGGGUUCUGAAUGGAAUGCUUCAAAUCUAGAGGAGCUUCAGGAAACUGGGGUGGGCUACAUCUUAAAUGUUACGAGGGAAAUAGAUAACUUUUUCCCAGGAACAUUUUGCUAUCAUAAUGUCCGAGUGUAUGACAACGAGACCACAGACUUACUCGCUCACUGGAACGAGACCUACAACUUCAUUGUCAAAGCAAAAAAGAAUCAGUCCAAAUGUUUGGUUCACUGUAAGAUGGGCGUAAGCCGCUCGGCCUCUACGGUAAUAGCAUAUGCCAUGAAAGAGUACGGCUGGUCUCUGGAAAAAGCGUACAACUUCGUCAAACAGAAGCGCAGUAUCACCCGUCCCAAUGCUAGCUUCAUGAGACAGCUGGCGGAGUAUGAGGGUAUACUGGAUGCCAGUAAGCAGCGUCAUAACCGUCUGUGGCAUCCUGAUUCAGAUUGCGAUCACCCUGAUUGCCAGCAAGCAGCUUCCCCUUGCUGUGUGAACUCUGAGACUGUGGAUCAUGUCACCCCAGACCCCACAAACCCCAGGGUCACCGUAUGCUGUGAGCCUACCGCCCACUCCUCUCCAAUUAGCUUAGAUCUGGACCCCAGCCACCCGCAAAACUACCAGUACUACUUCCGUCGCCUGUCAGACUCAGCCCUCGACAGUGAAACUUCCACGCCGAUCCAUGCACCGCCUCUGGUGGAUGUAGAUCGUGUCUACAUCGAGGUUGCAGAUGUGGAGCAAGAUGCGCUUCUUGAUGAUGAAACCUUUGAGGGGCGUGAAGGCCUUCCUUUACCACACUUCGGUGUCCCAGGAGAGGGCACAGCUGCUCAGACCUGUUCUCGAGGGGCGGAGCCUCUGGAGGAGCUACGUCUACGGUUGGAGUUCAGCACGGUGGAAGAAGAGGAUGAGGAUGAGGCUCAGAAAGAGCAAGCUGAAAUGGAGGCAUUAACAGAGGGAGUGAAGAGAGGAGAUGGGAAUGACAGAGGACGGCAAGAUAGUGAGGAGUUGUCGAAUGAAACGGGGAUUGAUCUCGCAAGCCUGAACCAUCUGUGCAACGAGAACUCAAACAACAACAACCACCUCAGAACGCAACAAAAUCUCACUGAAAGUGCCCAUCUGAAGCAGCAUGCUAAGCCGAGGCUUGCUCCUGGUUCGUCAUUCGCUUCCAAGCCCACCCAGACUGCUGUGUUGGAGGCUAACAGACGAGGCCUUGCCCCUUUACCCCUCAGCAGUGUGCCCAGUAUCUCAAUUCAGACACCACCCUGUGCCAACUUGUCCGUCACAGCCAAGAAUGGCAAACUUGCCUCAGAUCCGUGCCUUGAUGCCAAUGCAAUGUCCUUAGGGCAUAAAGAUAAGCCAGAAAGCAAAUCUCUUGACCAGGAAACUGAUAACCGGACACUACUGUUUGAAGCCAAAGGGGAAGGAGAUUCUGAACAGAAAGAGAUUGAUGCACAGGGUUCCUCUGCUCUACUCAGGAACGAAAGAGAGAUAAAGGGUUUGGAGAAGGCAGAGGCGUCUUGUUCUCCACAACAACAAGAGACUCUGGUACAGCUGCAACGCUCCGGCCUUGUUCGCCGCCGAAAAGAGCGCUUGGAAAAACUUUCCGGUCUCUUUCAGGAGCGUGCACGUGCAAAUGAGCAACGGGGAACUGGUUCAAUCAAAUCCAAGGAUGCAAUGAACAAUUCCACUGAUUCAACCGGCCCUCUCAACAGGCCCAUUGGAACACGGGCAGAUUUCACUACCGAAGUGGCGGUGCCACUGACGAACGAGGCCUUGUUAGCGGUCCUCGGCUCGGGUGGUUUGACGCCAGUCUCGUCCCCGCAUGGCUCCACGCUCACCCGCAGCUCCAGCAGCGACAGCCUCCGCAGCGUCCGUGGCAAACCGGGCCUUGUGCGUCAACGUACGCAAGAAAUCGAAGCCCGGAUGCGACUUGCAGGACUUACUGUACCUUCUCGACUGAAGCGCUCCAACUCACUCGCCAAACUGGGCAGCCUAACCUUCUCGUCUGAAGACUUGUGCUCGGUGUGCUCCUCUGAUGCAGGGACCCUUCUCAUGCUCUCUUUGUCCCCAGAACCCGAGCAUUCACUCAGCCCGGAAUGGGCCAGACCUGGGCCCUCUUCCACCUCCUCAACCUCCACAAACAUGGAGGCCUUCAACCAAGCUGAAGCAGGACCUGAAGAGUCCAAGAGCUGACAGCAGGUGAUUCAGCUUCACCUGUAGUUCUGCAACAAUGUUACUCUGAGAUAUUUAUACUUAUAUAUUUUUUAAACAUUUCAGCCACUUGGGAACAUCGGCCAUUCACAGAAGAGUGAAUGUGAGUGGAAGAGUGUCUUCUACAAAAGAAUCGCUUUCUGUUAUGAAUAUAAACAUAAUAUUCAAUGAAUCCAAAAUCUUCUGGACAGGCUUUCGUUGCAUGGAACCCAAAUGGAUGUGUAUUGCACUGACUGAUGAACAGUUCAUGAGGUUUUCACUUCACUUCCUCUCUGCUGUCCUGAAGCAAAAUAAGCACUCGGCAUCCCAGAGGCCAUUACUUGAAAGCAUCAAAAUAGACCAUUGUGUAAUUUUUCCAUCAGCCCACCCAUUUAUCACACCAUGAAUCACCUUAUUUGUGGCCCUGUUUGAGUCACAGAUUCUUUCGGACAUGGUCACACAUUUGAAAAGGGUUUUCAAAUCAUACACCCUGCUCUGUUCUCGCUUCCUGGCUGGACGGUAAAAGGAAAUGGACUCUUUGCAGUGAUUAGGAAAGUUCUUUGAGUGCUGAUUGACUUUUUUAUCAUUCACAGAGCACUGAUGAUUCACUCACAGGUUUCAAACUAAUACCUCAUACCAAUACAGUACUGUUCAUAAGCCAGGCAGAUAACGAAACAGGGUGACUGGCAGCACUUCAGUGUUUGCACACAGCGCAGACUGUGUGGAGACUCAUUGGGAAAGAGGAGAUCUGUUUGGGAUUCUUCUUUCGGAUACUUGAUGAGGGUGAUGAAAGACAAUCAUUUUGAAGGAUAAAGAAAAUCAGAGGCGACUUCAAGCUGCUGUUCUCCUUCCGCUGAAACGUUCAUACAUGCAGUUGCUAUUCUUAUGAAUGUGACUGUCCAUGUUGCUGUCAAAAUAGCAGUAGGACUUUUGGGUAAUGUUUGGGUCACUAUUACUGUAACAGUCUCUAGCACAUACAUGUACUUGUAAAGAUUUGAUAUCAACGGGAGCUCCUCCACUGUAGUUUCUCUAGCAGAGCAGCUGCUCCAUGUUUCCAAAUGUGAUACAAAUCAGUCAUUUACCCAGUUAAGGAACGACUGUUAUUUGUUACAUGUCUCCUGUUCUAACGCGUUGUCCUGUUUGUACUUGCUGUCAGUUUUCCAUAAUGAAAUCAAAGUAAGGUAGAUUGGCCUUUUGAACCAAAUCUAUACAGAAGUAGAACUGAAGAAUGCUCUGAAACAAGAUAAUACAACACAAGUCAAAGAUAUGUCAUGGUUUCAACAGCUGUUCACCUCUGAGUGUGUGUAUCUCUAUGGGAAAAUCUCAUGAAAGCAUGUCCAGGUUACAUUUUGCCCCAAAAUCAAACGAGAAAUAUAAGAAAUUAUAUUUUGUAUUUAGGAACUGAAAUUAUAUUUUUAUU